This is a messenger RNA of Sphaerulina musiva SO2202, 2477 nucleotides long. RefSeq lists its product as uncharacterized. The transcript is spliced from 3 exons. Gene Ontology annotation, molecular function: zinc ion binding; DNA-binding transcription factor activity, RNA polymerase II-specific. The record is from RefSeq and is a predicted model, not a curated record. Gene Ontology annotation, biological process: regulation of transcription by RNA polymerase II. The coding region runs from base 377 to 1969 and encodes 530 amino acids. NCBI's taxonomy places the organism in Eukaryota, Fungi, Ascomycota, Dothideomycetes, Mycosphaerellales, Mycosphaerellaceae.
CUUCCUUCCUUCCUUCCUUCCUCUUCUUCUUCUUUCGUACAUUCCCUUUCUGCCCGCCCACAGUCGCUUUCGGAUUAAACUACUUCCAACGCCGCCCCCGUCACCGCCUAUCGCUCUCCAGCCUGAGCUACGGACUCCCAUCCUUGCUUUCGCUGCUCGGAGGCCCAUCUGCCUGCUUGUUUUGGGCACAGCCCGGGAUCGACUGACCACAUCUCCUGCUUCCCACCACGACGGAGAGCUGCACCCACUUCUGACGCUGGAGCACAACGCCGUUCCCUCGGCACAGCAGCCCGCCUUCAGCCACUCUCGAUAUUGCUCCAGUGUACAACCAUCACCACACUAGCCUGCACUUCGGGCUGGCUGUCAUUGCUUGAUCAUGACAGGACAGGGCACUGGUCCGUCGCGGAGAAGUCACACGAAGAGUCGAAAGGGAUGCAAGACAUGCAAGCGGCGGCACAUUCGUUGUGACGAGACCUUCCCACAAUGUCGGAAUUGUACCAAGCAUCAAGUGCGAUGCGACUAUAUGGAAAACGUUGGCUCUGACGCUGAAGGCCGCUCAAGUCCAGAGCAGACCCCACUGUCAUUCUCUCCCGACACUGAAAGUCGAAUCGAUCUCUGGCAACAGACGGGGAGCUUUCCCUAUCCUGCCCUCCAGGUUUUCCCGCCGCCUCAAACGCAUGAGUAUUCCAAGAAUGAUCUACGACUCAUACAUCACCUGUCUGCAAUCUCGAACGAUCUGAUGCUCAAAGGCACAACCAACCUGACGAUAUGGACGCAGAAAGUGCCAAAGUUCCUGAGCAUUGCUGCAACGUAUCCAUUCGUCAUGCAUGCUCUCCUGUCCUUCUCCGCCAAUCACCUCGCCUGGAGCCGGUCAUCGAACGAAACUAGAAAUUUGCACAUUCAGCAUGGCACGAUCGCGCUGCGAGGCUUGCACGAGGCCAUUGGCAACUUCUCCCACCAAGUUGCCGAUGCCGUUCUCGCAUGCUCGCUACUCCUGCUGUGGCAGGCUACUGAUUGGCGAAGUUGGUCGUCGCUGCGCGCCGGCAUUCAGUCUGUCUUAUCAGCGAUGCACUCCUGGAAAUACGAGUCAAUCUUCGCCGAAUACAUCACCGAGGAAGACCUCUUCGUCGGAGCUUAUCCCUCACGGCGUCCUUCCCUCGACGAGGAGAAUCGCAACACCAUUCUUAGCAAUACUAUCCAUGCAUCACAGCGGCUGCAAGGCUUCGUUGUCGGGCAUGAGGCAGAAUCGUAUUGGAUUGGGCAACUUCUACAAUAUCUACAGCGAUUGCACGUCUCGAGUCCAGCACAGACCCCCGACGAGCAAUACAGUCAUCUGUAUCUGCUGCGAAAAUGGCUAUUCUGGGUACCGACGUUAUUAUUACAGACUCAAGGAGGGCGAGGUCCCGCACUGCUCACGCUCUCCCAUUUCUAUGCGACCGCGCUUGCCCUGGAGCCACUUUAUCCCGAUCUUGGAUCCGCAUUCUGCGCGAGAGUAGCACUAUCGCCGCUUGAGCAGAUCAUCAGCGUGACGGAUGCGAUGCAAUCGCAACGAGUGAUGGACCAAAAUUCGAUGGAGAUUGCCUCUUUGAUGCAUUUCCCUCAGCAGAUGGCACUCGAUUUCCGAAAUAGAGUCAUCCAGUCGCAACAAAUGGCCAUGCAGCAUGGCUCACCGAUGGUGGUCACGCCCGACACGCUGAACUAUACGAGCAUCGGCAACCCUAGCCCAGCCUUCGCGCCAUCCCUCUUACAUCCAGUACCGAGCCAGUCGGCUGCCAUGCACGCGUCCUAUCUCGAAGUACCCAGUGUGCCACCUAGCUUCACGUCGGUCCAGACUGGCUGGAGUGCGAUGCCAUCGCCGAACUUCCCGCCUCAAUCGUAUACCCCGCGAGAAGAACAGCAAAUAUAUGGCUACUCACUGGGAGGGUUCCGAGGAGGGUUCGUAAAUACGCCAGAUCCGAUAUGGACUUGAGCGGCAUGAACACAGGCUUACGCACGUGCUCCAGGACACCCUUCCACGACCCAGGCACAGGGGCUGGUCCCUCCAACGAUCAACAACAACAACAACAACAACAGCAGCAACAGCAGCAACAACAACAACAACAACAACGACAACAACAUUACUAGUGGUCGAUGUUGUCAAGUGGAUGGGCGAUUCUUUUCUCUGCGCGAAAAACCGCAACCGACAACUUUUCUCUGUAGAUACUUGUGCGAUGCAACGGGCGGGCGGGAAGAGGAGAGCGAACGAACGAACGGACGGACGGACGGACGAAAUGUGAACGAUUUUCUUUUCAUGGAAACAGUCACGUCACCCCGGGACGUGGCAGGUUUCAACACUUUCUGCAAGGAUGCAGAAAGGUGUACAGGUGCGCAACGGACAUGUUUCUGCAUCGAGAUACCCGCAAGGAGAAGAGUUUUGGCGCUUGGAGACGAAAAGGUUCUUUUUUGGCAUACGCUCAGCGUGCUGUAGCGAAUUGAAC